Alexandromys fortis (reed vole) is the source of this 2026-nucleotide messenger RNA. It is a transcript of the gene Gpbar1, whose product is annotated as G protein-coupled bile acid receptor 1. The coding region runs from base 687 to 1697 and encodes 336 amino acids. Gene Ontology annotation, biological process: G protein-coupled receptor signaling pathway. The transcript is spliced from 2 exons. Gene Ontology annotation, cellular component: plasma membrane. The record is from RefSeq and is a predicted model, not a curated record. Lineage: Eukaryota; Metazoa; Chordata; Mammalia; Rodentia; Cricetidae. Gene Ontology annotation, molecular function: G protein-coupled bile acid receptor activity.
GUGAGUUCCAGGACAGCUAGAACUGUUACAGAGAAAGCCUGUCUCAAAAAAAUAAAAAUAAAUCAAAAUAAAAGGCUCCUCAGUGAAGAUUCUCAGGUCCCAGCCCCAACCGCCAUCCCCCAUCCCCCAUCUUGUAUGCACACUAUUCUUUGGUGUAUGUAGCUGGCUGAGGGCGGCUGUGGCCAUCCAGAGUUUAAGAUACCUAACCAGCUCUAUUAGCUUGGGGGUGCUGCGGGGAGGUGUUAUGUGUCAGUUGUUCAUUGGCUGAAAUGGAUUCCCCAGAUGAGCCUGGCAAUGACAGCAAGCGGGUUCUCAGUGGUGAGGAAAACACCUAGGUUUCACGAGGUAGCAGACUGCUAGGGAGGGUUCACUAGACAGGAGAGGAGGUCUCUCAGUAAAAGCAGUCAGCGUGUGCCAAGUCCCACCCCGGAGGCGGAGCCAAGACUGAGGCCCUCCAGCCCAGACUCCCCCAUCCUUUCAGGAAUCCAGACCAGGGCAGAGCCUGAGCCUGGUUCCUGCCUUCCCCAGCAUAGGAGCAACAGGCAGUCAUGGGCCAGGACCCCAGGCAUGGCCUGAAGCCCUGAAGAGCGGCUGCUGUGACUCUGGUCCUCAGAGGAAUGCCCUGCUAGCAAGCACCACCUGUUCCUAAGAGCCAUGCAUGCUGACUGCAGCUUCAGGCCAUCCAUAUGCCAAGGCCCAUGAUGACACCCAACAACACUGGGGAGGUGGCCAGCUCCAUUCCCAAGGGGGUACUGGGGAUUUCCCUGGCCCUGUCAAGUCUCAUCGUUGUCGCCAACCUGCUCCUGGCCCUAGGCAUCGCCCUGGACCGCCACCUGCGCAGCCCACCUGCUGGCUGCUUCUUCCUAAGCCUGUUACUGGCCGGGCUACUUACGGGGCUGGCACUACCCAUGCUCCCUGGGCUGUGGAGCAGGAGCCGCCGGGGCUACUGGUCCUGUCUCUUUCUCCACUUGGCCCCCAACUUCUCUUUCCUCUCCCUGCUUGCCAACCUGCUGCUCGUGCACGGGGAGCGAUAUGUGGCAGUGUUGCAGCCACUGCGGCCCCAUGGGAGUUUGCGGCUAGCCCUGCUCCUCACCUGGGCCAGCCCCCUGCUCUUUGCCAGCCUGCCUGCUCUGGGCUGGAACCAUUGGAGUCCUGGUGCCAACUGCAGCUCCCAAGCUGUCUUCCCAGCCCCCUACCUCUACCUCGAAGUCUAUGGGCUCCUUUUGCCUGCUGUGGGAGCUGCUGCCCUUCUGUCUGUCCGAGUGUUGGCUACUGCCCACCGCCAGCUGCAGGAGAUCUGCCGACUGGAGCGGGCAGUGUGCCGUGAUACUCCUUCAACCCUGGCCAGGACUCUCACCUGGAGGCAGGCUAGAGCGCAGGCAGGAGCCACGCUGCUCUUUUUGUUGUGUUGGGGACCCUAUGUGGCCACACUGCUCCUGUCAGUGCUGGCCUAUGAGCGGCGCCCACCACUAGGGCCAGGAACUCUGUUAUCUCUCAUCUCACUGGGCAGCGCCAGUGCGGCAGCUGUGCCUGUGGCCAUGGGCCUGGGCGAUCAGCGCUACACAGCCCCAUGGAGGGCAGCUGCCCAAAGGUGGCUGCAAGCGCUUCGAGGAAGGGCCAAGAGGGACAGUCCAGGGCCCGGCACCACUGCCUACCACCCCAGCAGCCAAAGCAGCAUGGACCUGAACUUGAACUAGGGAAGCCUCCUAGGAGCAUUCAUCCAUCUCUUAUGCCCCACUUCUCUGGGUUGGAGCCCUUGCCUGAUGUGGGAGUUUUUUCUUAUUAAUAAAGAAACUGCCUAGGCCCAUUUGAUAGGCCAACCCUUAGGUAGGAGGAGAAAACAGAACAGGAUGUUGGGAAAAAGCUGAGUCAGGGAGUCGCCAUGAUUCUCCCGCUCCAGACAGACGCAGGUUAAGAUCCUCCCUGGUAAGCCAGCUCAUGGGCUACACAGAAUAUUAGAAAUGGGUUAGAACAAUAUUUAAGAGCUAGCCAAUAAGAAGCUGGAACUAGCCGGGCCAGGCAGUGU